AUCGUUUAUACGAGAAGGAGAGGUAAAAAGAAAAGCAAGAGGAGAGAGGAAAGCGGUCGUAGCGACGGCAUAAAGCUCAAAGGAGCAACCGUCUUGACCAACGAACCACUCCGGCUCCUCCCUUGUGCGGCGUGAGACGAGAGAGGCAGGAGGCGAGAGGAGCGGCGACCAUGGGCGUGUCGGCCGCGCAAGUCUUCAAGAACUUGCUCGGCCUGCUCGGGAACCUGUCCGCCAUCGGAGUCGUCCUCACCCCCAUGUUCACCACCCUCCGCGCCAUCAUCGAUGCCGACAAUGUUGGAGGGAGGACCUGCUUUCCGUUUGUCUUUACCUGGUUGAAUGCGGCGGCGCUGGUGGUGUACGCCGGGCCAAAACAUGAUUGGUGGGUUAUCGUGGUAAACGCGGUGGCAGUUGUGGUAGAAGGGGUGUACUGCUACCUAUACAUCGUGUAUGCCCGCGGCUGGAACCGUGUCAUCGCAUACAUCAUGGCUGCGGUGCAGCUGGUGUUAGUGGUGGCGUUGCUUGUGAUUCAGUUCACUGUUUUCCGCGACGGCCACAACGCAGAGGUCAGGGAGGUGUUCUUUGGAUGGAUUGUGGCCGGCACUGCGAUUCUGAUGUACCUUUUCCCAUUCAAGGAGACGUCCGUGGCAGCCUGGACACGCAAUGUGGAGAGCCUCACCCCUCUGCUCUCUCUGGCGUACCUUGUCAACGCAAGCAUCUGGACUGGGUUUGCCUCCAUCAAGCCGUUGGACAGGUACCUGCAGAUCUCCAACGGGACUGGGAUCCUCAGCGCGUUUCUUCAAUGCCUGGUGUGGUUGAUUUGCCGUCCCGGGCAGCUGCAGAUCGCCAACGGGUCCGGAAUCCUCAGCGCGUUUCUUCAAUGCCUAGUGUGGUUGAUUUUCCGCCCCGAGCAUCAGCACUAGACGUGGCACAGCGGCGGCCAUGAUUGAGAAACCGAGACAAUUCCAAGUACUAGCUAUGUGUCAGGGCUGGACAGAGAAUGGCAACUUAUUCUCUCUGUCCACCACUUGCUCAGAUUUCUGGGAUUAUGUAGUGAUUCAUGUAGGAGUCUAUGGUGUGACGCCUGGACAGAGAAUGGCACCAUAUUCUCUCUGUCCACGGCUUGCUCGGAUUUCUGAGACGAUCUAGUGAUGGCGGUAGGAGUUUGGAACCGUAUCUCGUAGGAGGUCAAGUAGGCAUUUUGCCCGCGAGGCAUCUCUGAACCUUGAUGGAUAUCGAUGCAUUUGGUUUUCCAACAGUCCA
Molecule: messenger RNA, 1260 nt
Organism: Aegilops tauschii subsp. strangulata
Lineage: Eukaryota; Viridiplantae; Streptophyta; Magnoliopsida; Poales; Poaceae
Product: bidirectional sugar transporter SWEET4-like
Biological process (GO): carbohydrate transport
Cellular component (GO): membrane
Molecular function (GO): sugar transmembrane transporter activity
Source: RefSeq, a predicted model, not a curated record